AUGCAAUCAAAAUUAAAUGCGUCAAAAACCUACGAGGAAACAAAUAAUCUUGGGAUUUGUUUAAAGAAACCAUUCAACAUUUCUUACGCUACAGUGGGAGCUCGAAUAAGGUCAUAUUCAAAUUGGACAAAGACAUCUCCGAAACCAGUAGUUCUAGCGGAUGCAGGUUUCUAUCAUACUGGCACAGAGGACGUGGUUCAGUGCUUUUUUUGUGGAUUAAAACUCCGAUCAUGGGAUGUGUUCGAUGACCCCUGGGUAGAACACGCAAGACACGGAAAACAUUGCCCCCAUGUUAGGAAUGUAAAAGGAAACGACUUUAGUAAAAGACUAAAUGAUCACAUUGAAGAAGAUGGAACUCCGACAAAACAAGAAACCAAACGAAGUCUGUAUUCAGAUGAUUUGAUCUAUACAACAGCAGCUAAGGCUUUGCUCAGUAUGGGAUGUUACAGGGACCAGGAUAUAAAAGACUCUAUCAAACUAUUUGUUGAGAAAAAUGAUACGCUGGAUUUCUCUGCCUCGGAUAUUUUGAAAAUUCUACAAAAUAGAUCGGUGUAA
Molecule: messenger RNA, 555 nt
Organism: Mytilus trossulus (common blue mussel)
Lineage: Eukaryota; Metazoa; Mollusca; Bivalvia; Mytilida; Mytilidae
Product: baculoviral IAP repeat-containing protein 3-like
Exons: 1
Coding region: 1-555 (184 amino acids)
Biological process (GO): regulation of cell cycle; negative regulation of apoptotic process
Cellular component (GO): nucleus; cytoplasm
Molecular function (GO): cysteine-type endopeptidase inhibitor activity involved in apoptotic process
Source: RefSeq, a predicted model, not a curated record